Aspergillus mulundensis is the source of this 651-nucleotide messenger RNA. RefSeq names its product PaaI family thioesterase. Lineage: Eukaryota; Fungi; Ascomycota; Eurotiomycetes; Eurotiales; Aspergillaceae. The record is from RefSeq and is a predicted model, not a curated record. Bases 1 to 651 code for a protein of 216 amino acids. The transcript has a single exon.
AUGUCCACCGAUCUUCCCACGACUACCGCUAUACAAAAAUAUGAGCCCUUCUCGAAGAACCCCUUCACAAAUUCCCUCCUAAAGGACCGCUCCUACACCCACCAUACACGAGAUCCAACCCCCAAUCUAGACCCCAACACCGCAACCACAACCCCAACCUCCUGGCAAGAAAUGCAAGACGGAAACCCGUUCUUCCGCGUAACAUGCUGCUGCAGCAGCGCGGUGCAAGCUACACUCUUCCUCUCGCGAACUCCAACCCAAUCCCGAACACCAUCAACCGAGGCAGAGGCAGAAGCAGAAGCAGAAGGCCACCUCCUCCUGCACGUCGGGCCCGGCAUAACAGGGCAAACGGGGAUCGCACACGGCGGGUUCCUAGCGACGGCUCUGGACGAGGUGUGCGGGAAUCUAGUCGCGGUCGCGGGGUUGGAUGGCGGGUGCGGGAUGUUCACGGCUCAGCUGGGUGUGGUGUAUAGACGGCCUGUUUUUGUACCUGAGGGGGGGACGGUGAUUGUUGCCACGGCGAGAGUGGUGGGGGUUGAGGGGCGGAAGGUGUUUAUUGAGGGGGUUGUUAGGGAUGGGGAUGGGGUUGUCUGUACAACUGCGGAGGCGGUGUUUGUGAGAAAGAGGGCGGGGGAUUCGGCUGUUUUGUGA